Molecule: messenger RNA, 1140 nt
Organism: Eremothecium cymbalariae DBVPG#7215
Lineage: Eukaryota; Fungi; Ascomycota; Saccharomycetes; Saccharomycetales; Saccharomycetaceae
Gene: INP1
Product: Inp1p
Exons: 1
Coding region: 1-1140 (379 amino acids)
Biological process (GO): peroxisome inheritance
Cellular component (GO): extrinsic component of intraperoxisomal membrane
Source: RefSeq, a predicted model, not a curated record
AUGUCCAAUGGUGUUACAAAAGUGAUGGUAGAGAAUACGUCAUCAGGUUCUAAAAGUAAAAUGCCUAAAAUACGGCAGUCACCAUUCAAAACAAUACGAAAUAGCUUUUUGAUGAAGAAAAAUGGGCUUAGUAACACCUUGAAUAGGAGUAGUCAUACUCCAAAGGUGAGUGGGAGUAAAGAUAACAAUGAAGGUGGUGGUCAGGAAUCACACUCGGGCUCUAUAUACGGGGGUUGCAGUUCUCCGGCUGAUUAUCGAAAUAUUAAGAAGAAUCGUUCUGUUUCUACCGAACGUGUAACUUUGUUUAAGUAUGACCAUGUUAAAGUGACUAGUUACCAGUCUCCAUUGCCUAGUUUGUAUGAAAGAACGAGUACGGCGAGAACUACUGAGGAUAUUCAUGGCCGUAAAGCAACGGUACUUGAGGCAAAAGGGCCUCUAGAGAUAUAUCAAUUGGUGGCGCCAAUGACCGCACAAUCAUCUCAAAAGGUCACGUAUUUGUGCCUUGGAAGGAAGGAGCAAAUCAUAAGACCGAUUCUACCGAAACUAAAAAUCAAUAUGUUAAACAGUGAAGGUUACCAGUUUUCAGUGCUGUCCUUCAAUCCAGAAAACUGGUGGAAAGUGGAAUUCCUUGAAUCCACUGGGGAUGAUUCUGUGGUUCCAUACACUGUUAUUUCGGCAUUUGAAAAUGCAGUUAAAAAUAUCUGUCAAUUCUUUAACAAAUCAGCUCGUCAGAUAAAGGAUUUUGAAACGGAGAACGACGACUUAGAAUAUUUAUUGUACAUUGAUAGCAAAGAUAAGGAUGGUGGUCAUGAUGAGGUAACACUAGACAGAGACAAUUCUACCGAUGAUACGAGUGUGCUAAAUACAGCCACUACAUCUGAGAUGAUCAAUGACGCAUUUAAAAGGGCCAUGGAAAAUAUACUACCGAAUAACCCAGUUCAGAGACUGGAUCUUCAGAAAUUUAGAAAAUUUGGCUCACAUAAUGAACUUGCGGACACCUUAGUGACUGAUACAUACGAGAAGCACCGGAGCCGUGCUCUCAGCGUUCCUUAUGAACUUCCACUAUGGAACAAACGUUCAAAUGACUCUACUUUAGUUAGCUGGAUGGACAUUGAAUAUGAUGACAUUAUAAAGGAAUAG